CAGAUAUUAGCUUCAUUCCGGCAGCAGCUCCGUGAAGCGAGGCAUGGGCUGCAGCGUGUGUCUCUGGCUGGUCGUCUCCUUCUGCCGUGUCUGGGGUACAUAACGCCUUCCUACCUGCAAAAUACGUGGUUCGGAUGGUUUGGGGAUCGUCAGGCAUGGGCCGCGGGACGAGGGAGACUGUGCUGGGCACGCUGGGGAAGGCGACGGUCCUGUGGAUCCCCCAGGAGUUCCAGAACCUCACCCAGAGCUUUGGGGUGGCCACGUGGAAGCGGGACACAUCGGACCCGCAAAGCAAGGAAGUCCUGCUCAAGUACAUGAAUGGAAACUACACCAACUACGCUCCGAGCCAGAACCACUUCCACUCCUCCAACUUCUCGCUGGAGAUCCUCAGCACCCAGCGGCAGGACCAGAGGCUCUACGAGUACAUCAUCAGCAAGGACGCGAAGGAGAAGGUCUGGCAGAUACAGCUGGAAGUGUAUGAGCCGGUGUCCGAUCCCGACAUCCAGGUCCUCAGCUGGGCUCUGGCCAACGACAGCUGCACCGUCACCCUCAACUGCACGGCGGCCAGAGGGGACAACGUGUCCUACAGCUGGACCGGCCUGGAGGCCAGCUCCUCGUCGCCCUGCGCCCACAACGGCAGCCUCCUGCACCUCUCCUACCACCUCAACGCCACCAGCCUGGCCUGCGCCUGCACCGCCAGCAACCCCGUCAGCAGCAGCACCGUCACCUUCAACUCCUCCGCCUGCAGCUUCGAGCAGUGGGGGAGUGCCAGUCCGGGGCUGAACCUGGUGCUGGUGGUGGUGCCCAUAGUGGUCGCGCUGGUCCUCUUCGGGGUCUUCACUGCCUUACACGUGGGCCGGCUGCGGAAGCACACGCCGCUCCCCGAGGACAACGAGGUGCGCACCAUCUACUCCCAAGUGCAGCGGGUGGAGAAGCAGAAAAUCCCCUGCAGCCCCCCCGGCACGGAGCACCCCUCCUGCACCACCAUCUACGCCGCAGCCACCGGUUUGCCCCCGGACACAGCCCAGGCCCCCGGCCGGAUCCAGCACAGCCCCCGGGCAGAGCCGCCCACCCCACGGGGCUGCUCGCCCCUCUCGCAGAGCCCCGACGCGGAGCCCAUGACGGUUUACGCCAGCGUGACGCUGCCCAAGAUCUGAGCCCCCCUGCGUGGCAGCAGCCUGGCCCCGAGACCCCCGGCAUCCACACCCCGCGACCAGCACCCACAUCCUGGGCUGGGGGGAUCCCGCUCAGCCCUGCCAAAUAGGGCAGGACCCUCCAGCACCCAAAAAAGCUGCUCCCGGCCCUGAAAAAUCUGGCGUCGAGGAACAGCAGAGCCCAGCGCAGGACUGGAGCGUGGAAAGGAAUCGCUGUGGGCUGGGGGUGAGGGACAGCGAUGAGAUGCUGAGCACCGGGUGAGGAGCUGGAUGCGACCCCACAGCCCGCAGCCCCCCGGGGACGAGGCAGGACGUGGCCAGGGGAGGCUGUGGGACCCCACGGCUGCAGCCCACGGCCCCGGCUUCGCUAGAGGGAGCCCACGGCCGGCGACACAGGGGAAAAAAAAAAAAAAAAGACAAAUCAUCAAAAGAAAAAAAACAAAUUGCAAGCAGGGUUUCAAUCUCUGCUCCGUGGCAGCUUGCACAAGGCACGGGGUUGGGUCUGACUGCUGCAGAAAUUUGGGUUGCACAACGCUGGGCAGGGCACCCGGCGCUGCUCGCCCACGGCCACUUCCAAGAGCUGGACUUCUGGCUGAGCCAGCAUUCAGCAGCGGGGUGCUGGAGGUGGCCGGGAGCCCCCCCCAAGGACCACCAACAGUCCCAGCCCGAGCUGAUCUCGAGCCCAGCAGCCCGUCGGAUCUCAUGUGCAGCUGCAGGGAAAAAAAAAAAAAGUUCCAGUUCCUUUCAGAAAGGUUUGGGGGAGGCACGCGCCAGGCUGCAGCUGGAUCAGGUGCUGGCAGCGAGAAGAUGAUUUGGUGUUUUGCACGUCCCGAGCUUCCUCCUUGUCUUACAUCAGCCGAUCAGCUGAGCUGCUUCCUUGGAAAAGACUGCUCGCAAAGCUGUCACUCCCACCAGGAAUUUAGGUCCAGAGAAGGGCAAAGUUAAUCUUCACUUUGCGCCCCUAAAAUGGUGCCAGAUCCCCGAUUUCUGUGCGUGGCAGGGUGCAGCCCGCUGCUCUCUCGUUCAUCCUUGCAGAAAUACAGCUCUGACCCUGCGACGUGCAACCACUGCCCACCUGUGGAGCGCGAGGGGACUCAAAAUGCUCAGAAUGGUGAAAAAAAAAAAAAAAAGGUGAUGAAGGUGAUGUUGCCCCAGAACCCAGGCAGUGUAACUGCAGGGGGGGCGGUGCUGGUGCUGCAGACCCACGUGGCUGCUGGUGACAGUGGGAUGACCCCAGGGGGCUGUGGGUGGCUUUUCCUGUUGGGUUGUUUUUAACAGAUUGCUCAUGAUUUUCUUACUCUGGUACUGAGCAACAAUGCUGGUCCAAGAGCACUUCAGCAGUACUGCAGUUCAGGGACUAAUUACCCUGCAGGACUGAUUUAUCUCAUUACCCUGCUCUUGCCUCCUCUCCCAGCCUCCCGCAGCACCGCAUCGGGGCAGGAUUGUGGCAGCCCCUGCGAGCAGCUGAAACCCCUUCCCUUGCCAAGGUGGAGGAACCAGCACUAUUUUAAAGCCAGACAUCGCCAGCUCACUUCCUUCGCCCGAAUUUCAGUAUGACACCAGGGUCAUGCUGCACCCUGGAAGUCCUGGUGGCGGACGUGUUCCUUGGACAGUUUUUGGGGGUGGAGAGUUUGGAUCUCGUCGUCCCUUACAAAGGAUGAUGUGGGUCCAUCAGUGCCGACCCGCGAUGCCCCCUGCUCCCUCGGGGCUGGUUUCUGGGACACUUGUCACCACCAUGCACUUUGUCACGCUGCCACACUGCCUGGAAAUUGUGUUUCUCUGUUUUGGUUUCCAUUGUGCAUAUUCCGUGGGAUUUUCUUGCACCUUACUCCUCCUCGUGACGGGCUGGACACUGCUGUGUGGUGUCAGGCAGUGGGAUCCCCUUGGCUGGCUGCAGGGAGCCCACCCAGCUGCUCUCUCACACCCUUUCCUCAACAGAACGGGGGCAGAAAAUACUUGGAAAAUUAUCCUGGGCUGAGACAAGGACAGGGGGGCACUCACCAGUCACUGUCGUGGGCAAAACAGACUCGACUGGGGGAAAAUUAAUUUAUUACCACUUGGUAACAGAGUAGGAUAGUGAGGAACAAUUAAAUAAAAAAAAAAUCCCUCA
Molecule: messenger RNA, 3264 nt
Organism: Anas platyrhynchos (mallard)
Lineage: Eukaryota; Metazoa; Chordata; Aves; Anseriformes; Anatidae
Product: signaling lymphocytic activation molecule
Cellular component (GO): membrane
Source: RefSeq, a predicted model, not a curated record